CUUCCGGUUAAAAAAGCAGAAGCCAAAAUCAUCGCUGUUCUCCUAAUAUUGACAGUUUAUCGUAGAAUUCUACGUAUUUGUGUCUAUUCUCCCACAUAAAUUGAAGCAUGAAGGUUGUUGCGUUAAUAAGUGGGGGCAAAGACAGCUGUUACAACAUGAUGCAGUGUGUUGCUGAAGGCCAUGAUAUAGUAGCCCUGGCCAACCUCAAGCCCAAAGACACAGAUGAGAUGGACAGUUUCAUGUUCCAGACAGUAGGCCACCAUGCUAUAGACAUAUAUGCAGAGGCCAUGGGGCUUCCCCUGUACAGGAGGGUGAUAGAGGGGAGCAAUAUACAACAACACAUGGACUACGAGGCAACAGAGAAUGAUGAGGUAGAAGACAUGUACCAACUACUCAAAGAAGUUAAGGAAGAACACCAGAUAGAGGGCGUAUCAGUCGGGGCUGUUCUGUCAGACUACCAGAGGAUAAGAGUAGAAAAUGUCUGUAUACGUCUAGGACUCACAUCUCUGGCGUAUCUAUGGCAACGUGACCAGAAAGAGCUCCUUAAUGAGAUGAUCUGCUGUGACAUAGAUGCCAUAAUCCUCAAAGUUGCAACAUUAGGACUAACACCAGAUGAACACCUUGGGAUCUCAAUACGUCAGAUUUACCCACACAUGCUACUCAUGAAAGAGAAAUAUGGCCUGAACAUAUGCGGAGAAGGUGGAGAAUAUGAAACAUUUACACUCGACUGUCCCCUAUUUAACAAGAGAAUUGCUAUUGAUGACAAAGAGGUUGUGAUCCACUCAGCAGAUGCAUUUGCCCCAGUUGGCUAUAUCAACAUAAAACAAGCACAUUUAGAAGAUAAACCAAUUAUCAGAGGCAGUACUCCCUUACAAAGACUAAAAGAUCUCCCUAUGAAGAAAAGUAGUGACUUACUGAGGGACCUGUAUACAUUCAGUGUUGAUGUUAUACCAACUUGUGAACAAUGUGAGCUCAACAGGCAGUCAGUGGAGGAUGAUGCUGGCUAUAUAAAAGUGUAUGAAUCUGGUAACUUCUAUGUGUCUUGUCUAUAUGGAUUGAAGAAAGAAGGAAGCUCCCCUGGUGAUAUCAUGCAAACCAUAAUAGAGAAACUGAAAAGUGUACUUGAGCAGAAGUCAUUGGGUCUGCAGCAGUUGAUAGCAGUCCAUCUGUAUGUGCAGGAUAUGAAAGACUUUGCAGAGAUCAACCUGGUCUAUAAGAGCUACUUUGGGAUAAAUCCACCUGUCAGGGUCUGUGUGCAGGCAGAUCUCCCUGAGAAUGUACUUAUUCAGAUAGACUGUUUAGGACAUGUUGAGAGAGAGUCCUCACCACAUUGUAACACCAUGCAUGUUCAGAGCCUCUCUCAUUGGGCACCAGCAAAUAUUGGACCUUACAGUCAGGCUGUGCAAUUUGGUGACUUUGUGUAUGUUGCUGGUCAGAUUGCGCUAUGUCCCGCAACUCUACAACUCGUGGAAGGCGGGAUUAUACCUCAGACAAAGUUGUCACUACGUCACGUUGCCAUGGUGCUACAAGCCAUGGACCCUCACUGCAUUCUCACCAGUAUUGUUUCUGCUGUGUGCUAUGUUACUGACAGUGAAUAUGUACGCUAUGUUCAGAAAGAAUGGAAAGAUGCCCUAGAAGCAUUUCAGAUCAGUCCUAAAUGGCGGGAAGCUCCAACUACUGAGGGUCUGUUGGAGAUAGUGGUGGUUCCCGCGCUACCCCGUGGAGCUCUUGUGGAAUGGCAGGUCUAUGCUAACACUAAGAAAAAUGAUGAAUGGAGUCGUGCCAUAUCUAUCAAGCAGUCCCCAGGCCAUUACAAGAUCAACUUAGAUUACCAUUACCCUCCCAGAGACUAUGACCCAUCAGUAUUUGGAGGCCUCAAAAUCUCAGUUGAGCUGAGUAAGGUUGCCAAAGAAGAUCUGGAAUAUGAAAGACUACUUAUCAAGAUUCUCGCCACAUAUCAGUCAAUUCUAAACCAUAAACAACUAAACUUCAUCAACGCACCAGGCCUGACAGUUUUCUACAAAUAUGAUAUUGUGCAUCUUAGACAGCUGAGUCAAGCAUUGAAGGCCCAGCUGACCCAGUUCUGUAAGGGUCCCAACAAUAUUCCACCAGUCACAUACGUUCCAGUGAGAGGCUUUGAGAACCCAGACCAUGUACUUUCUAUUGUGCAUUGAGCACCUAGCCAAUGUGCUCAUUAUUGUGCAUCGAAGAUCUGAACCAUGAGCUCUUUAUUGUGCACUGUGCAUUGAACUUCAUUUCGGUACUCAUUAUUGUGGAUCGCAUAUUCACCCCAUGUGUUC
Molecule: messenger RNA, 2300 nt
Organism: Owenia fusiformis
Lineage: Eukaryota; Metazoa; Annelida; Polychaeta; Sabellida; Oweniidae
Source: the annotation of a GenBank genome assembly